AGCACAAGAUCUGUUCCAACCCAUCCCCUACCUGUACUACAGACGACGACGCUCCCCCAGUCUGUCCAGCACCCGCCACGUAGAGAGGAGCAGGAGAAGGAUCAAGAGAGACCUCCUGGACGACAACUACGGCAUCCCCUACGCCUUCUACCCCUCCCAAUACCCCGAGGAGAGGUCCAGCGACGCUUAUGACGAUGACGUGGACAGCACACCUCUGAGCGAGGCGGAAGUGGAGUAUAUGUACAAACUUUUCCUCACAGUACUCGCAGAGAACUACGCGAAAGAACUCGCAGAGGAGGAGGAAGCGGAAGAAGCGGAGGAAGAAGCGGAGGAAGGGAGGAGGAGCCCUUAUGAGGAGAUUGAAGAAGAGCAAGUCCCUCUCAGACCGGAGUAUAUUCCGGAGAGCGAGGACGUCAGAGAUAGAGCGGAAGAGGAAGCGCUCGCGGCGUACUUACCCGAAGACGUGCUCGCCGCUUACGGACAACAACAAAGAUACGGCGCUUUCGACCGUCCCUUGGAGACGGAGGAGGAGUAUAGACCCGAGGACAAGCGGUCAAUGAUGGACUAUUACCCAGGGGAAAGGAUGGACAAGCGGUACUUCUUUCCGUUCAGCGACGAACCCCAAACCCACUGGGGCGCUUUCGUGCCUGAGAAGAGAGAUUACGGCGACGCUAUCCAGAGGCUUCAAAGGCUCGCUUUGGCACUGAGUGACAGUGACAGUGAGGGGUCAUCCUUCGGGAACCAGCUGGAGGGAUACGAAAAGAAGUAAGAAGACGACGGCAGAGGAGAUGUUGUGGAAGGGCUAGCCGUGGGAGCUGAGGACUACGUGCGUUCGCCCAGCCUUCCAGAGAGCCAGAGUUCUUCUCCCACUUUUGUUGGUGUUGUUUGCGUCUUCUUUGGGUUGUUGUAACAGUUUUACGGCACUUGCAACACAAACGGGGCACAUUAUUUAAAUAAUAAGUGACAAUUUCCAUCUUGUUUUUAAUUUUAGUGAUAGUUUUAUUACUGCGGCAUUUGCAUUUCACAACUAGCCAUUUAGGUGCAAAUUUGCAUUGUCUGUUUCUGUCAAAUAAAUACAUGCCGUUGACAGGCUGUUCACUUCAAUGUGCUAAACUCAGAAAUAUACAAUUUUCAGGAGAUAACACCCCCACCCCCCAUCUCCCUAAAAAACCCAAAAAACUCAAACAUUUCAUUUCUUUAACAAUUUUACCUAGAUCUAAAUUAAGCUUUUUUUCAACAUUCAGAAUUUGACUUUUGGAGAAAUAUUUCUUGAGCUCAUGCAAACAAUGCUACAGAUGAUAAAACUGCAAUUUAAAAGAAAGAGAAAAAACAAAUUGAGCUCAGUACCGACACCUGUCUGAACUGCAGAUUGACCAUGCAUCUUUUUUCAUAGAUUUGUCCCAUCGAUACUAAAAUAUCUAUUGCUGCAUACACCUAGUCAAAGAAAGACAAGUCUGAAUUUGGACUAGAAAUUCCCCUGAAACGGUGGAACAACCGACCGGCCGCCAGUUUGUACUUGUACCAUGAUGAAACUAAAAGAAGUUGAUGCGUGAAAGGGGGUGGGGGUGGGGGUGGGGGUGGUGCCAACCCUAUAAGAAUAUAAGUAUAACUUAGCAUAUAAAUAAGUGUACUAUUGAUUCUGCUGGGGUUAGGCGGCCUUACCACAACAUCCCACUUUAAACGGGUGUCCGACAAAACAGGUCAAAGUCAAGCACUUUUUGGGGUCUUAAAUUGUGUUAUCAUAAUAUUAUAUCACCGUAAUUUCAAGUGUAAGAGUAUGGGUUUAACAUCCCUUUCAACACUAUAAGGUUACGGUAAUUACAACUUGUAAUACUAUAUUAUUUUAAAAAAGUAAAAUGAACAUUUUUCACAAAAUUCGAGCAUUUCUGGAAGAUAAUAAAUAAGACAGAAAUUACCUUUUGCUUCUAUAAAAGCGUUUGACCUAGUUUGGCGGAUACACAGUUAAUCGUAGGCCUAAAGAAUGUAUAAUCUAUUUAUGUCUUAAGUAUUUCGCAAUGUUCCAAAGAUACUUUUUAAUAUAUCAACUUUCCACCACCAAACAAAAGCAAACGGGAGAACUCUGGGAACUCUGAUCUACAAGUGUUGUGAAUUUCCUCAGCAGACUGGAGCUCUCUUGCGUUGUGUGAUCGUCGUGUUGUCUUGUUCAACUAACACAGGACUUGAAUUAUAAUACAAUGUGUACUUACUAGACCGGGCACUGUCAUGGCAACCACUUUCCGCUUUCUAAUACAUAUAUAUAGAACUUCGCUGGACGCACAAAAGAAGGGCAAAAAACAAGUCUCGCUUCAGUUGAGUGCGUGGGCGACUUUUCCCUACUAGAUUUGCUCUUCAUUUGGUUCCAAAUACAGUGCAGCCUCUCUCUAUAACGACAUCGUCGGGACCAGAAGAAAAAAAAUCAUUAUAGAGAGUUGUGGUUAUAGUUAUAGAGAGGCAGUGAAAAAUAUUACUAACGCUACAGGGAAUAAAUCGGGACCUGGGCACCAUGUCGAUAUACAGAGGAUGUCGUUAUAUCGAAGGUCGUUAUAAGAGAGGCUGCACUGCAGUUGAAAUAGUCCAAUGGUGCGCUCCUGGCUCGAAAUAUGAGUCAAUCUGUCCCCGCAGUUUUAUGCAAUUUUUUUUUUCUGAAAUUAGGCAAACUGAGCCCAAAACUGUGAAAUUAUGCGAUUCUGUUACAUUUAACAAAGAAUGAUAAGGGAAAAUAAUCAGAAAUUAUGUAAAACAACAACAAAAAAUAUAAUUUUGACAAAUUAUGCGGGGCGCAUUAAACCACGGGGACAGGUCAAUGACUCAAAUGGUGCGCACCACGAUGAACCAGAAUGACGCCAGGGGUGCCCUGUCUUGGGUAUUAUAACCAAAGAUCGUACAUAACAAGAUAGUUCACUCCUCUCUUUGAGUUUGAGCCAAUUAAAAAAAGUGUCCUCAAAAUUCGGACUUUGCAAUCAGUCCGAUCAGAGUUACCCUACUUGUGUGAAAAACAAUAAAAGUGGAACUAACAAACUGUACUAUUCCUAUUCUUCUUCUGGAGAAAUGAAAGAGAAGCUUCAAAUCAAAGACUACAGCGCCAUCUGAAGCAAUGCGCGGACUUCUGCGGACACUUUUUUUUGGCGGGGUGAACUGUCCAUCUUGUUAUGUACGAUCUUUGGUAUUAUAAUACACGUCUUAGUGAUCAACUCUCUUACUACCGUAGGCCCUACUAACUGCUUCUGCAUGCAGUGGCGACAUGCUGGCUCAGUGGGAAGAUGUGCUGGCUGUGAAAGUAUAUUCAUUAUCGUUGUUGUUGUUGUUCCGCUUUUUUGUGAUAGAAACCAUUCCCACCAUGAGGAGAGUGGCGAUCCAGACGGUUUGUGUUCAUCAAGAUUUGUUGAGCGUACCGGUACAGUAUUUGUCAGGGUCGUCCCGUGGUUUCCUUGUGUUUGCGAGUCAAGCUAGUGUAAUAUUGUCAGUUGGUUGGAGCAGGAACAAAACAUACAUUCUAUGAUGAUGAUGAUAUGAACGUGAGAAAUAAAACAAACAUUUAGACUGUUG
Messenger RNA from Aplysia californica (California sea hare), 3546 nucleotides. RefSeq names its product protein Ycf2-like. Lineage: Eukaryota; Metazoa; Mollusca; Gastropoda; Aplysiida; Aplysiidae. The record is from RefSeq and is a predicted model, not a curated record.